ACUGCUAUUGUCUCGUGAGCUGCUAGUCCUGAUUCACUAAUUAAAACUGUAGGAUACUAAUACCAGUCUGAUCACAAAUAUAAACCAGUUUGUAAUAUAUUUAGCCGUAGAAAAUGAUUAGUAUUAGUGAAGUCUCACACAGUUAAAGAAAGGACAACGUGUCUAUUGAAUUACAGGACCAGUAAAAUCCACUGAUUUGGCUAGAUUUCUAGUUUCUCAUGGCCCUAAAGCUGAGACGAAGGCGAGAAUUAAGCACACCGAGGACUGAGGAGAGCAGAGCACGCUGGAGAUUGACCAUUAUUACCGUGUGCUGUGUGCUAGUCAUCCUAGCAACCUUGAUAGUGGGGUUGUACUUUACCAUUAAGAUGCUGAAUACCAAGUUUUUUUUCUGCUCUGGCUCGCUGAAGUUCAUUUCAAUAGAAAAGGUAUGUGAUAGAAAGGCUGACUGUCCAGGCCGUGAGGAUGAAAUCACAUGUAUAUCCAAACUGCAGACCAAUGACACACAUCCAGUGAGACUGAUGGGGGAGAGACUGGUCCUGCAGGUGUUUAAUAAGGGUGGAUGGAGAACAGUGUGUGCUGAUAACUGGAGGACAAAGCACACAAGGUUAAUCUGUCAACAACUGGGCUAUACAGCGAGUCCACGAAGUACACGAGUCCUGGUGAAGAGUCUGCUUUUCAACUCUCACAAUGCAUUUGCUACAGUCAGCAAUGACUCAACACACUCUGACAUCCAGCGUUUGUUCUCAGUCAGUGACCGAUGUCUCUCUGGCUCAGUGGUGUCUGUGUCCUGCUCAGACUGUGGAGAGGUGGUGGGAGAGGACCGUAUUGUUGGUGGGGUGGACACCGAAAUUGAACACUGGCCGUGGCAGGUUAGCCUUCAGUGGAACCACCAGCAUGUUUGUGGAGGAGCAUUACUGUCCCUGCGCUGGAUCAUAUCAGCUGCUCACUGUUUUACAGGCCAGACACAAGAGCUGCGGCGAUGGACCGUGGUUUUGGGUCAGACCCAAGUGGUGGCUUCCAGGGGUGUCAGCGUAGAGAAGAUUGUAGUCCACAGUUACUACAGCCGCUUGAGUAAUGACUAUGAUAUCGCCAUGCUAAAACUCACCCGGCCCGUCACUGUUGGGGAAUCGAUCUUGCCAGUUUGUUUACCCCCACACCAGCUGUCUGUGAAGGAGAUGCUUGUGGUUACUGGAUGGGGAUUGUUAAAGGAGAAAGGUGAGCUGCCCUCUGUGCUGCAGAAAGCUUCAGUGCCACUGAUUGACCGGUCCGAGUGUUCCAAGCCCUCUGUUUAUGGUUCUGCCAUAACUCCCAGAAUGCUUUGUGCUGGAUUCCUUGAAGGAAACAUUGAUGCGUGUCAGGGGGACAGUGGGGGUCCACUAGUGUACCCGGCAUCUCGUUGGAAGUUAAUGGGUAUAGUGAGUUGGGGAGUGGGCUGUGCACGGAAUGGAAAACCUGGAGUUUACACUGAUGUUAGUCAAUUUCUCAGCUGGAUCUACACCGUAAUGAAGGGACCUCCAUGAGAAGGUGAACCAUGGAGACAUCACUUCAUGCUUUUGUGACACGAGGAAAAGCAACAGAUCACCUCAGUGUUACUACAGAAAUAUGUUCUGGAAUCUAGUUCAAGUUUAUAAUUAUUCUGAUGACUAUUUUAACAUGUAUUAUGUCAUGUAUUUUUUCCAGUCAGUACUGUAUGCUCUUUUAUAAAGCUAUUAAAGUAUUCUGUAUUUUAAUUUUUCUAACCAAAAGCUUUUAGAAAGAUAAAUAAAAUAAAGCUCUCACUUGAUUCAUUUACCAGUCCCGCACACAUCACAACCUUUAUUUUAUCCAAAACAAUUUAUUUUAGUUGCUGCUUAUAAUAAAGAAAUGUAGGCAUUACUGUGAAGUCCAAUGGGUAUAACAUGCCUGCACACUGGCUUAAGGAAACAAUGGAAUCAAGAAUUCUGGAUUCUAGGCUGAUUGGACCAUCUAGUACAGCAUGUCUUUUACAGAGAGCGAUGUCAAACAAUGUCUACUGUCUGUAGAUCUGGAUUGAGGUAAAUUCCAAGUUAGUCAUUUUCCAAACGUAACUCCUCCAAGGUGUUGUUCCUUCUGACUCCGUGGACCGUAAUCCUUGAGAGCCUCUCUUCUCUUUGACUUUUUCAUUUAGUUUCAACAGUCCGGUGUAGCUCCGUGUUCGUAAACAAUCUGAAUGUAUCUGAUCCAGGUUGGUUUUAUUUUUUUACAUUGCUGUAGUGGUACCCCGAUACACUGUGCAGUUUGCAUGCAAAUUACUGUAAAAACAAUUUACAGAAGUUGCACACAGAGUUUUAUUCAAAAGCAACACGUUUGUGUGUAGCAAUUUAAGAUACUUUACCAGCCAUCUGAGUGAGUUAAAUUAUAAACUGAAAUUCAAACCAGCAAUCCACACUUUAUUUGGUUUCUCCCACAUUCCCUAUUCUUGCUUUGUGUCUGGCAUUUCCUCAUUCUAGUUUUCCACAGGUGAGCUGCCCUCAACAUUGCAGUAAGCUUCACUUAAGUGUGAACAGACACACACCAUCAAGUUGUGUUUUUGGCUACAUGAAAUUGGUGUUUGUGAGGUCUCGGGCGGAAAUUUACUUCAGAUUCCAAUAGAAAAACAUGAGAUAUAUUUACAGACAAAUACAGCUCUUUAGGAAAAACAUUCACAUCAGAUAAUGGUGGACAUUUUAUAUUAGUCUGUGGUUUGGUUGUAAAAGGAAUUAGGCCAUGACUACCGCAAAGCAUGACAAAUACUACAACCAAAACUGGUGCAGUAUGUUAAUUAAAUAGUGCAUUAAUAAAAUGAAGACCGCAAGAAGGAUAAUAUAAAUUAGAAGAUCUAAGAUCCUAAAGCCCAAUUUCAAAAAGACUGUCUAACUUUUUCAGCAAACAACCUGAAAAAUCCUUGACUCUUCCAAAAUCUUAACGUAAAAUGCAGAAAUAUUAAGUGUAAAUUUAGCACAACACUAUGAUGAAAAUAUCUGAAUAAGAGGUAGAAGUGCUUUGAAAAUGAAUGAAUGUACCGUUCCAACAUUUCUCUCAUUAAAAGAAGCUGAAGAGUUGUAUGAAUCACUCUGAAUGUGUAUUGCUUUACUGAUCUGUGCGCCAUCACACACACAAAAAAACCCACCUGAGCAUCAAUGACAUUAUAUAACAACUGUUUGUUAAAGUGACCCUUUAACAAACCGAAUUACAAUCACUUAAAACUACAACCGUGCAAUGUUAAAUAAAAUCUGUGUUUCCAAAUGAAUAAAAAAAUAUAUAAACCUAAAUGCUGUUUCGAUAGACAAUUAGUGAUAUUACACAUGGAGAGGAAAGCUCCUGGAUAUAAUGUAUAGUAUAAACUGCUUAUAGAUUUUUCAGGUCCAAAUACAAUAUUAAUUUACCAGAUUUCUCCUAGACUGUUUUUUGCGCUAUAAGUCUAAUUAACAAAUCCACAAUCUGAGUUUACAAAUCUAGACUAGACUACUGUAGACUAGACUAGACCUCUGACUAGUUUAUCUGGAGUUUACUCCUUUUGGCACUGAAUACAAGCCAAGCUGCAGAGACCGAAGUCUCAAAACAAGCAGCUUUUUUCAGGGAAGACUUACGUGUAUUUUGUUACCUACAUAAACCAAGAUUCUUGGUUGAAAUAUAUCUCACUAAAUAAUAGUUUACUAAAAGAGGUAACCUAUCUUUUUAAAUGACAGGAUAAUCUGCUGUUGGUCAUUUAUAGUUGACAUUUUGUACAGCACCUCUGUAGUUUUAUUAACAGACUAUUGGUACAUUAUCUAUUUAUUAAUGUUAUUUCAUAUCUAACUGAAUGAGCAGACCUCACCAGACUUAAUUGACAUCACCCCCUUCUUUGGUAUCCUCUGAAUUCCCCUAAAUCCUUCAAAUGAAAGUUUGAAAUGCUUAUUAGCUAAACUUCUGAAAAUCUGAGACCUAUAUCAUGUCUCAAUUAUUACAUCUAUAUUAACAUGAUAUAUACUGUUAUCAUUUAUUUAGCUGAUUAGCAUGGCUCUAUAAUGAUGAGUUUAUUGCCUUUAAAUAUUACAUUUUCAUUAUGUCAUAGGGUAAGUUGCAUGGUUUUCAGGUAUG
Messenger RNA from Carassius auratus (goldfish), 4077 nucleotides. RefSeq names its product transmembrane protease serine 4-like. Gene Ontology annotation, molecular function: protein binding; serine-type endopeptidase activity. Gene Ontology annotation, biological process: proteolysis. The transcript has 11 exons. The coding region runs from base 219 to 1520 and encodes 433 amino acids. Lineage: Eukaryota; Metazoa; Chordata; Actinopteri; Cypriniformes; Cyprinidae. Gene Ontology annotation, cellular component: membrane. The record is from RefSeq and is a predicted model, not a curated record.